AUGACAGUGGGAAUGGCGGUGGUGGUGGCCGAUUCGGCGGUGGUUUCUCUGGCGGUGCUGGACGCAAUGCCAAUGACCAAUCUUCCGGUUCCAACCGCAACAGCGGCUCAAACUUCGGCGGUAAUGGGUCAGGGCAUCGACAACAACAAAGCGGAAACUUUGGCGGAGGGCAGAAUCAUGGUAACCAGUAUUCUGGAAAUCAACAUGGCGCCGAUGCCCCCCCCAAAUGCCGAAGAGAAGGAGAAGGAGAGGGAAAGAGAGAAGGAGAAGGAGAGAGAGAGAGAAAAGGAGAGAGAAAAGGAGAAAGAAAAGGAGCGCAAGAGAGAACGCGAAAGAGAAGAGGAAAGGGAACGCCAAAAAGAGAAGGAGAAGGAAGAUCGAAAGAAAGCUGAGAUGCAGCGCGAACGUGAAGAGGCUAAGCGCAAAGAAGACCUCCGUCGAAAGAUGGAAGAAUUCAAACGCAAGCAGCGUCGAGAGCAACUGGAACGCGAAAUGGCUGCGGCUAGGGAGAAAGCAGAGAAAGAAGCACGCGAGCGAAUGGAGAGGGAAGCUGCCGAGGCCCGCGCAAAGCAGGAAAAAGCAGCCGCUGAUGCGAAGGCGGAAGCUGACAGGCUCGCAAAAGAAGCAAAAGAGAAAGCCGACAAACUGGCCGCCGAGGCAAAAGAGAAGGCCGCCAAGGAGGCUGCUGAGAAGGAAGCAGCAGCUAAGGAGAAGGCCCAGAAGGAGGCCAUGGCCAAGUUCGCUGCUCUCAAAGAAGCGGCCGCUAAACGCUACGCAGAGAAGAAGGCCCAAGAGGCCAAAAGCAAGGCCCAGCAGCCACAGGCUACUGCCAGUGCAACUGGAGCACCCAGGACACCUUCUCCAAAAAAGCAGCCACCCUUUCCAACAGCCAACACAACCAUCGAAGACGAUGCGUAUUCCUUUCGGCCCUACGAUCGUCCACGACGCCCGUAUGGGAAGGCAUCUGGAUCUGGAUCCGCCUACUCCGAGUCAUCAUAUGCUCCUUCGCAGUCAACAGCUCGCACGACACCUCCACCUUCACACCGCAGCACAUAUUCCACCAAGGAUCCUGAUAAGAUCGUGAUCCAGGGUGUCUAUCAGUUUAACAACGCUUUCAUGAAGACUCCGGUCGCACAAUUAGUCUCUGGACAAGGCAUGGUGACCGAUGGUCUUGUCCUACGCAUGACAACCGAAGGUCUCUUCGUCGAUGACGAUCUUCGUGGUGUUGGCCAGCGCGAAUGGGACGUCAAAGCAUGGACCUUGAAAUUGGCCGAAAUCUGGUGUCCCCAGGUUGGAUCCAACAGCCAACCCUCCAAGCCUGGUUCCAACAACCCAUUCUCCUUCCGUCGCGGCGCAUCAGCCAACUCGAUGCCCACCAACGAAGAGUCCGACGCUUUCACCACCAACCUUCUCAAGGUUUGCAAAAACACCUGCCGACUGGCAUCGCCAAGCGCCUGCUUUGCCCGCAGUUCCAACGCAAGUGGCGGUGGGCCAGUCCAGCCGCCACAGGCAGAGUUUCGGGGCCUCCACAUUCUCCGCGCUAGUAUUCGCGAUCAGGAGGGCCGUAAGUACGUUUUUGUCCUGCAAGACACUGAAGCAUGGAAGCUUGCCAUGGGUCUCCAGCGUCUGCGCGGUGGAGCUCUCGUUCGUGCCUUGGGCGUCUCGGCACUUCCAGUCCCCGAAUGCAAGAGCAUCCUCGGUGGACUGGGCUAUAUUUAA
Messenger RNA from Penicillium manginii, 1719 nucleotides. RefSeq lists its product as uncharacterized. The record is from RefSeq and is a predicted model, not a curated record. The transcript is spliced from 2 exons. The coding region runs from base 1 to 1719 and encodes 572 amino acids. NCBI's taxonomy places the organism in Eukaryota, Fungi, Ascomycota, Eurotiomycetes, Eurotiales, Aspergillaceae.